Molecule: messenger RNA, 3196 nt
Organism: Dryobates pubescens (Downy woodpecker)
Lineage: Eukaryota; Metazoa; Chordata; Aves; Piciformes; Picidae
Gene: HSPA12A
Product: heat shock protein family A (Hsp70) member 12A
Exons: 12
Coding region: 219-2231 (670 amino acids)
Source: RefSeq, a predicted model, not a curated record
AGCCCCGCAGCCGGCGCGGGAAGCCUGUGAGCGCCGGGUCAGCCAAGGCUUCCCUUUGCCGCUCCGCACCGUCUCCAGGAAGGCGCAGCGGGGUGGGGACGAGAGGAAGGAGCGGAGGAGCCCCCCCGGGGUGGGCAGCGCAGCUUGGGCGCCGGCCCAUGCCUCGGCGUGUGCAGUGAGCGGCAGCCGCGGAGCAGCGUCGGCGGGCGGCCGGGGCCAUGUCGGAGCCGGAAAGCGGUGCCGCAGAUGCAGUUUCCACAUCUGCUUACUCAUCACCAGCCAAGAGUUUGGGAGACCCUGGAAUAACUCCACUGUCUCCAUCGCAUAUUGCGAAGGACUCUGAUGCGGAUGAUGCUGUAGAACAGUUAUAUCUUGUUGUUGUGGCUAUUGAUUUUGGCACAACAUCCAGUGGCUACGCCUACAGCUUCACCAAGGAGCCAGAAUGUAUUCAUGUAAUGAGACGAUGGGAAGGUGGAGAUCCAGGUGUAUCCAAUCAGAAGACACCAACCACAAUCCUCCUAACGCCAGAGAGAAAGUUUCAUAGCUUUGGGUAUGCAGCAAGAGAUUUCUACCAUGACUUGGAUCCCACUGAAUCAAAACACUGGUUGUAUUUUGAAAAGUUUAAGAUGAAACUACAUACCACUGGUAAUCUUACUAUGGAGACAGAUCUGACAGCUGCAAAUGGCAAAAAAGUCAAAGCACUUGAGAUAUUUGCUUAUGCUCUGCAAUUCUUUAAGGAACAGGCAUUAAAGGAGCUCAGUGACCAAGGGGGCUCGGACUUUGAAAACAACGAAGUGAGAUGGGUCAUCACUGUGCCAGCUAUUUGGAAGCAGCCUGCAAAGCAGUUUAUGAGACAAGCUGCCUACAAGGCAGGAAUGGCAUCACCUGAAAACCCUGAGCAGUUGAUCAUCGCCCUGGAACCCGAGGCUGCCUCUAUCUACUGCCGAAAGCUCCGUCUGCACCAGAUGAUAGACCUGAGCAGUCGGGCACCUGUCAAUGGUUAUAGCCCGAGUGACACUAUUGGAACUGGAUUUACACAGGCUAAGGAACACAUCCGUCGUAACCGACAGAGUCGGACCUUUCUGGUGGAAAAUGUCAUUGGAGAGAUCUGGUCUGAACUGGAAGAAGGUGACCGUUACAUCGUUGUUGACAGUGGAGGAGGCACAGUGGAUAUGACUGUCCAUCAGAUCAGGCUCCCUGAAGGACAUCUGAAAGAGCUGUACAAGGCGACAGGUGGGCCAUAUGGUUCUCUAGGUGUGGACUAUGAAUUUGAAAAGCUCCUGUGUAAAAUAUUUGGAGAAGAUUUUAUUGAGCAAUUCAAAAUCAAGCGUCCUGCUGCCUGGGUAGACCUGAUGAUAGCAUUUGAGUCCCGGAAACGAGCAGCAGCUCCGGACAGGACCAAUCCACUAAACAUCACUCUGCCUUUCUCCUUCAUUGACUAUUACAAGAAGUUUCGAGGUCACAGUGUAGAACAUGCCUUGAGGAAAAGCAAUGUGGACUUUGUGAAGUGGUCCUCCCAGGGAAUGCUGAGGAUGAGCCCAGAUGCAAUGAAUGCUCUUUUCAAGCCUACAAUUGACCAGAUCGUUCAGCACCUCAGUGAUGUCUUUGAUAAGCCAGAAGUGACCAAUGUCAAGUUCCUGUUCCUCGUGGGUGGCUUUGCUGAAUCCCCCUUACUCCAGCAAGCCGUGCAGAGCGCUUUUGGUUCGAGGUGUAGAGUCAUCAUUCCUCAGGAUGUGGGGCUCACAAUCCUCAAAGGAGCUGUUCUCUUCGGCCUGGACCCUGCUGUCAUCAAAGUGCGGCGCUCCCCACUCACCUACGGCGUGGGUGUGCUGAACCGCUUCGUGGAAGGGAAGCAUCCAGCCGAGAAGCUGCUGGUCAAGGACGGCACGCGCUGGUGCACCGACGUCUUUGACAAGUUCAUCUCCGCCGACCAGUCCGUAGCCCUGGGAGAAACUGUGACACGCAGUUACACACCUGCCAAACCUUCCCAGUUAGUAAUAGUGAUCCACAUCUAUAGCUCAGAACAGGAUAAUGUUAGCUUCAUCACCGAGCCUGGAGUGAAAAAGUGUGGCACCCUCCGCUUGGAUCUGACGGGAACUGAUGCCUCGGUGCCGAACCGGCGGGAGAUCAAAACGCUUAUGCAGUUUGGGGACACUGAAAUCAAAGCCAUGGCCAUUGAUGUUGCCACCUCUAAAAGUGUCAAAGUUGGUAUUGAUUUCUUAAACUACUAACAGCCCGUUUAGCCCCACCACAGCCUGUUUGUGAGACUGAUCUUCCACUGUUCCCUUUUUUGACUUUCAUAUACCACGUAAUUAACUUGAAUUUCAGCAGGCUAUAUGAGAACAGCUACUAAAGGUGGGGUAGGUCAUGUUUGUGCCCUUGGAUCACCAAAGGCUGGAUUUUGAAAGACCCUUAAAAAGUUUGGGGAGCAAAAGUUCCAGAGGUAGUAAAAGUUCCCGAGUUACUCAAGCAUGCUUAGAGAGCUACCUUUAUGAAGUAAACGCUGAUUAUUGUUGGGUCCUGAAGAUUAGCUAAAAAGAUAGAACAUUGUAAUCUCUUUGCCACCUCCUCCUCCUCCUCCUUCUUCUUCUUCUUCCCAAGAAAACCUCACCCACUUGGUGGUUGUUGGGGGCAUAUCUGUUUAAACAGCACCAUCCUCUGGCAAUGGGAACAAACUAAUAGUCUAUAAUAUUUUGGUUUUGGCCUUGUGCUUGUCAAAAUUGUUAAGUGCUGAAAAUCAAUGAUUUCAAGUAAUGGGAACUGAGUUUUGUUAAGUUCUGAGAUCCUGCUGAAGAGAGAAUCCUCAGAAAUCCUUAGAAUUAUUUUAAAGAUACAUAUUGAUAGCUCCAGUUUGGAAAACAAAACCUUUAUUAUCACAGCUCUCAGAACAAGCUGUUGGAUUAAAUAGGUAGCAUUGCCCACAUUAUGCUUUGGAAAAUGAUUAAGUGCAAAACUGUUUCCCUUUUGGGUCUUCUGACUUGUUUUUAUUACUCUGCAUCUGAAAUCAUAGAAUCAAAGAACAGUUGAGGUUGGAAGGGACAUGCAUUUGCUAUCUGGUCCCAACCUCACCACUCUAAGCAGUGUCAGCUAGAGCAGGAUGCUUUGUUCAGUUUUGAGUAUCUCCAGCAAUGGAGAUGCUUAAAAUCUGGGAAAGCUGUUCUAGUGUUUGACAACCCUCACUGCAAAAAGUUUUUUU